AGUUCAAUAUCUAAAUGCAUAUAUCUUUAGUAAGUUUUGUUAUUUGAUAAAAUAUUGAAAUUAUUUUGCUUAAUUAUUGAAGCAUUAUAAAACUUCCUUCGUUUUAACGUAUUAUCCAUAUAAGGGCAGUUUUGAGCAAGGCUAUAUCUGAAUAUUCAUAUUACCUUACUGUUUCAACAGAAAAGGAACCUAAUUUUCAUGAACUUUCUUGCGAGGAAUUCGCAGAUUAUAUCGGCAAGUAUUUUAACAAACGAAGGGCAGUACUGGAAGAUAUACUCCGAAAUGCAAUACUUGAUGAAAGUUUAUCAGCAACAACUUUCGUAGCAAUGACUCAAGAACAAAUGGAAAUAAUAUUUACGCCAUACUUGGGUUCAAUAAAAUAUGGUGAAGGUAUGAAGAUGGAUAUGCAAAUGAUACAGAGUCAAAUUAGAAAAUCUGUCACUGAAGUAAAUGUCAGCGAAGAUUCUGUAAACGAAACUUUAAGAAUAUUUGACUCACCAGUUGGGAAAAAACAGUAUAAGAUUGCCGUAGUAAAAGCUUCGACAGGCAAUUUACUUAUUCCUCGACAUGAAUUUGUAAACGUGUCACAGUAUAGAAAACACUUUAUACAUUUCAUCACAAAGGAUGUUCUUCAGUUUACUGCUGCUUGUAUGAACGGUAGGCAGAAUGGCACAAUCCAUUUCGGAAUCGUACCGUUACAGAACGGAUUAGGCAAAAUUAUAGGGAUUCCAAAAAACAGCUUCAACGACAUCAAUUUGAAUGAAGAAAUAACAACAACACUUACUACAUGUUUUGGGGAGAAUGUUUCAGCUGCAAAACAAUGUAUUCGUCCUGUUCAGAUAGUUCCAGUCGAGUCAGGUACCUAUGUUAUAGAAAUUGAUGUGGUACCGUUUUCUUGUCAUUUAAAUCCACAAAUGUUUUAUAUAACAUACCCACCAAAAGGCUGUCAAUGUAGGAAGUACUUUAUGUUCGACAGCAAUGAAAUUGUUACCGUUAGUAACACAAAACUUGACGAUGUGUGUGAUGCUUGCGUAAAGUUAUUAAAACAUAGAGAGUAUUUGGAGGAUAAUGCAUUGGUUGAUGAAAAGAAGGGAUAUGGUAUUCAGAGCAAACUGAAAAAGUUGUUGACAAGAGGUAAUAGAUACGUGAAGGAUGAACUUAUUCCAAUUAUUAUUUCUGGGCGCAUUUCGGGUAGCGCAAAUGAAAUGGAAAUUCGACAAAAAUUAGAUAUUGAUAGAGUAUUCUCUUCUGCAGAGCUUGUUCUUGACUUUGAUUCAUCGAUUAAACUUCGUGAUAAAGUUGAAGGUAGUAGAUCCAAGUUUUCCAAGUUUUUAGUUAAAAUAGCUGAGAACCUUUCAGAAGUGGAGCAAAAGACACAGAUGCUUGAUAAGGCUGACCCGGCACCACCUCUUCUAACAUGGCUAUACUGUAAUGGCAAUGACGAAAUACAGUCACCACCUUUUCGAUUGAGAGAAUGGAUGAGAGAACGAUCUAAUGGAAUAAAAGCUUCCCUUUGCAAACAAAGAAAAAUGAUACCAAAGGACAGGGGAAUUUUGAUUUUUUUAGUAUUUGAUACCCCGAUGAUAUAUCAGGACCCUUUGUUUGAAAUAGCAAGAGAUGCUUUACUCUUUACAUUCAGAGGAGAGUGCCUCAUUAUAAGCACCACAAACGAGCACGUAGCGUAUCUUAAACAGGAAGUUUCCCGAACGCUUGACGAUUCCGCUUUGGAAUCGUGUUUCGUAUCGGGUCUAGUCUGGGAUGAAGUUUCAACGGUUAUGAAGUCUGUAUUUCGUGUAAACGAAGAUGUGGUCUGCCGCCUUCCCUGUAGUAAUGGACAUUUGGUAGAAAUGACUGCGAGAGAAAAGGGCGAGCUUAAAUUGAGCGAUAUAGAAAUACUCAGUGGAGAACAGUGUAUUAUGGAAGAGGAAACAAUGGGCGAUCAUGAUAGAAAAGCAAAACGACGAGAGUCUCAAGAGUUGUUUUACAAAGGAGGCUCAGUGUCAUGGUGGAAUUUCUAUUACAGAAAUCAAGUUGGUAAACGAGAUCAGUUCGAAACACAUAAAAAGGAAAUCAAAGAAUUACUAUCAAAUGAUAAAGGUGAUGACAUAGUGGAAAUUCACGAGAUUGAACACCACCCUGGUGCUGGGGGAAGCACUCUUGGUCGACAUUUACUUUGGGAAUUUAGUCAGUUCAAGGGUGAUCCUGAUUCAGCCUAUAGAUGUUGCGUAGUACACACUAUUACAGAAGAAACUGUUGCCCAGUUAGACAGAUUUCGAAGCUUUAAAGAUAUAGAUGAUACAAGGCCUUUCAUUGUUCUGAUAGAUAAUGAAAGUGAGGAAAGUAUUAUAUUGUUGAAAACAAAUCUCUAUGAGUUAGCAUAUAAAAUGGCAACCCCUGGCAAGCUGUUUUGUUUACUCAUUCUUAUAAACAGAAUGUCGAUAACAUAUGAGAAAAGACGAGGAAAACAUCUCUUAAAGCAUCAACUAACAUAUAGGGAGAAAAACUGGUUCGAAGACAAAUUCGAAGAAAUGGAAAGAAAAAAUGACUAUGAUGUGAACACCCUGAUUGCUUUUAACUGUAUGCGUAAUUCUUUUGAUGAAAAAUAUAUUCAUGAAACAAUACAAAGGAUAAUGCAAGGGAUUACGACGUCCGAACUCGAGGUUCUUAAGUGUCUUGCGCUUAUAAGUAGUUACGAAAGUGACACUCCGAUACCCCAAAAUAUAUUUGACAGAAUGAUGAAUAAGGAGUUUGAUUUAGAACUGAUAACUCGGCAACCUUUUGGAAUAAAACACCACAUCAAAGAACUAGACAGACUUGCAAAACAAACACCAAAAACAUGGAACGUAAACCUUACAGAUGCAAUGCAGCUUUUAUUGACUAAGCGUGAUCAUGAAUCAUUUUACCACAGCGGAGUUUGCAUAGUAUCCAAGCUUCUAGCAAAAGCAGUUCUAUUUCAUAUCAUGGACACAGAGAAUAUUUCGCUAGAAGAAGUUGUUAUCUACGUAUUAGAACUUGUUGAACAACAGAUGUCAGAGUCAAACCCGAUGUCGAAGCAAUUUGUCAGAAUCGUUUGCAGCUUGUUUAAGACCAGACAGCCUCUUGAUGGUGAAAAAGGGGAAGCAAAGCUAAAGUUUUCUGAUUUGGUUCUAGAACUUGAACAAACGAUGGAGACAGAAAAAGAUGAUGACGCAAGACAAAGAGUUAUUCGCGUAAUGCAGCGAUGUGUUGACAUUACUGACGAUGCAAUGGUUGGUCAACAACUUGCUAGAUUCAACAUUCAUAUCAAGGAGUUUGAAGCUGCUGAAAAAGCUAUUUUACGGUCAAUCAGUAAAAUACCACAGAGUUCUUAUCUUCUUGAUACACACGGACAAAUAUUCAAAAGCAAAAUGGAAUAUAUGUUUGAAUCUUCAUUACGUAUAGACGGCAAAAUUCCAGAUGAUACAGCUGCAGCUAUAGUUGAUAAUGCUUUUACAGCCAUACUUAAGUUUAGAGAGGGGCAGUCAUUGGCCAUUAAACAAGAUGAAGACAAAAACUGGAUAUGUUUUCGCAUGGAAGUGAUUACUUGGCUUACUCUCUUAGAAAAAUUCUCAAAAUUUUCAUGUUACUGCGACAGAAGAAAUUUCUUAAAUUUCUUAAACGAUGAUAAUUUUGAGAUUAAUGGCUCCUCCUUUGAAAAUAUUGUGGCUUUAUGUCCUACACUUGAUGGAAUAAGAUCCGGACGAGAAGAACAAAGGCAUGUGGAUACUUCAUUACGAAGUCUACAGGAAAGAUUUUACCAAGUUAAGCAUCAUCUAUAUCCUAUACAUUCCGACAAAGAUGUACUUUUAUUAAAACUACGAGAAAGAUUUGAGCGGUUUUACGGAACUACAUAUAGUACAUCACGCUAUAAAUUCCUGUAUGGAAUCGGUCUUAAGCCGCUGCAACAUGCAAAAGAAAAGGAUCCUGACGUUUUAGAAAAACGUGUAAAGGAAGCAGAAGAGAAUCUUAGAAACAAACGUUUAUCAGAAGUGGAUGAAAGAGAUUUCCUAGUUUAUCUCGGAACAAAAAUUAUUACACUGUCAAAUCUAAAUGAAAGAGCAGAGGAGUUACAGGAGGAAGAAUAUACCAAACUCUUGAAAUACAGUAAAUAUCUGGUAGAUAUGCAGACUCCAAAAAACACAUCAAAUAGGCCUUACCUUGAGUCAUACCUAUACUAUGCUAUGCUUCACUGGCCUUCAAGGAAUAGACUGGAAAUAAAUCCAGAGAACUUGUCAGGUCCUGUCACAUACUUAGAAAAAAUGGGAAAUUGGGAGACGGCAUACGACGAAAAUUUCUUUCUAAAAUCUAAUGAACAGAUUAAGAAAAACAGACCAAAGAAUUAUUUUGCACUUGGUAAAGGAUCUCCUGGAAAUGACAUUAUUGACCUCGAAUCAAUCAGACGACAAUGGAAGGAAAUGAAAAAGGAAAAUGGCCGAAGUCGUAGGCCAGUUUUCAGAGAUAACUUUUGGAAAGAAGGAUUUGUUGUUGAGCGGUUAGAACGACUUACUGGAAUCGUUGAUGGAACAGGGCACCAAAUUUUACAUAAGGUUGAAUAUUCACAACAUGGGACACAAACAUUUAGGAUAAAGACGUAUUACCCAUGCAGCCAACACAGUAAUCGACCGGUGACCUUUGUUUUAGGGUUUACUUGGAGAGGACCAACGGCAUUAGAUGUUGAUGAAAAGGAUCGCGGUGGGCAGAGAAUUGAGACGUUUGUAUCUGUUUUGGACUUUGAUGACCAGCCAAGUAGCAUAGAAACUGUUGCUGGAAAUGAUGAUGAGAAAGACAACAAUCGUGUUCAAGGUCAUAUACAAGGUGCUUGUGGUGGAACAGAAGAAGUUGUUAGAGAUCAUAUACAAGGUGCUUGUGGUGGAACAGAAGUAGGUGUUAUAGAUCAUGUACUAAGUGCUUGUGGUGGAACGGAAGAUGGUACUGUAGAUAAUUGUAAGGAGAAAGAAAACGCAAGACACCGAGAAAGCGUCGAUGAAUAUAAAUCGGAAAAAGGUCUAGCUAAAAUAAACUCCCAAGGACAAAACAAGCGACCGCCAUGGAUGAAACCUGGUAAAAGACGAAGACAUAGAAGGAAAUAAGAGUUUAAAUAAAGACGAUUGGUAUGGAUAAAGUCAUCAACGUGAAUUCGAAUCGCCAUGUGUAGGAAUUUUGACACAAUUCAAUUUGUCAAAGUGACAUGUGUUAUCUAUUCUUCAUAGAAAUAUUUUGUUGUAAUUGAUUAUUUAUUUAUAAAUACUAAUUAGCUGGGUUUUUUUCUUUCUUUUUUUCUAACAAAUAUGUUUUAACACUAGUCAAAUAGUAUUCAUUUCACACAAUAUUAAUUGUUGCUUACACUAAGGUUGACUAGUAUGUCGUUAUACAAGGUGAUAUUGUAUCAAUGGUAUUCUUUUUAAUUUCGAUAUAUCUGUCAAUGUCAAACAUUAUUUUCGAUAUCUGUAAAAAGUUUAUUCUCAAUCCUAACAGGAGUUCGUAGUGUUUAAUAAUUGGCAAUUUUAUCACCAUAAACACGAUCAGGUUACUAAAAUCACUCUUAAUUGAAUGUGUUGUUUGAUAGACUACUAGUGAUUAUUGUCAUUGAAAAAAAAAUAUUUUUGAUAGUUUUUUUAUACGGUCAGUUGCAUGUGCAUUAAAAAAAUGCUAGUUAUAACACGGUCAUUUGCAUGAACAAAAUGCCAUUUAGGUAAUAGGAUGCCCUUUAUAACUGAAUGCUUAUAUUAUGAUGAAUAGUUAUGAUUUAGUUUAAAUUCAAGGUUCCACUACUAGUUCAUGAUGUUUUUUUGUGAUUAUCUUUGUCAUAAACUCUCAUCUACAUUUUUCCAUUCCAUUUGAUAUUUUGAUGUUUUUGGUUUUGUAUUGUUUCUGUUUUUAUGUUAUGUUUUAUGAAAUGAGUUGUAAUCUUCAGGAACACGAUAUGUAGAUCUACUUAUACGAGUACAUGUAAUAAUGUUUUACAAACACGUAUUGUGUUUCAAUAUUUUUACUUACAGAUAUAAAUAUCUCAGUAACAUAUUGGAACUGAAUUUUAAAGUAUAAUCAUCGCUAUAUAUGUCAAUCGCCAUCUUUGCGAAAUACUUUUUCGUUGUUUUGUGUUUCUCCUCAGUUUUAAUACUCUGAGUUACGGCGUGCAUGCUCUAUGUUGAGGCGUUUUUGCUGUGCUCAGAAGUACUAGUACUCUGUGUUUGGGCAUGCUCUGUGUAUGCUGUUUUGAAGUAUACACUUUGUUGAGGCUUGCUCUGUAUUGUGGCAUGUUUGUGCUUGUUGAGAUGUACUCUGUGUUGAGACAUUCUUUGUGUUGUGUUUAGGCAUGCUUUGUGCUGAGGCAUCUAUGCUCUGUGUUACGGUAUUCGUUGUGGUGUGUUGAAAUGUACUAAGUGUUGAGUCCUGCUUUGUGUUGAGGCAUUUGUUGUGCUGUGUUGAGGUGUACUGUGUUAAAACUUACUCUUUGUUGAGGCAUGCUCUGUGUUGUGAUGUACUCUGUGUUUAGAUUUGUUCUGUAUUGAGGUAUUCUUUGUGCUGUGUUGAGGUGUACUCUGUGUUGAGGCAUGUUGUGCAUUGAAGCAGGUUGUGUGUUGAGGCAAGAUCUCUGUUGAGGCAUGCUAUGUGUUGAAGCAUGUUUUGUGUGUCGGAUAUCUUAUGCGUUGUAUGGACAUGCUGUCUGUUGUAGUGACAUAACAGUGCUGUGUUACGGUAUAUGGGCUUAUAGAGAAGUAAUUGUAAUCAUUAUUCAGUUAUAAAACAGAUAAAGAUAUACAGUAUAGAUAUAUAGAUAGAUAAAAAAAAUUGCUGAACAAAUGUUGUUAUUGUUUAAUAAUGAUGUCUCCCCUUACAUAAUUUUUUAUUACAAUUAUUGACUUUAUUUAUUACACUUUCUGGGCAUUAUUUUAUUUGUCAGAACAAGUUCUGCUAUAUAUCUUAGCGUGAUAAUUGUUUUCGAUACAUGUUGCGUAAUUUAUUGGUUUUGAUAAUGAAUCGACAUGAUGUCUCUCAAUAUGUUAGUAUUUGUACUUUAUAAGGAAUCAAAAUAUUUUAAUCAAUACCUACUGCUAUGUUGCGUUUUGUGUACGUUUCAGAGAUGCAUAAUCUUCUGAUCGUUUUUCAUUGUCGGAUACCCAAGGUUGGUUUUUUAUUGAUCAAAUAUAUCAACAUUAUAUUACAGUAGGGAUAUAUAAACAUACAACUUUUUAACAAAUAUAGUUCAUACAGCUAUUAAUGUAUUCAAAGUAGAAAACAGAUCAUAUCAUAAAAGAAAAAAAAUACAUUUUUACCCAGGGUUGAUUAACAUGUAACAUAACUUAAUGGUUUGGCUGCGGGUAUCCGACCAUGAUCCUUUUUAAUCGUUAAACAAAAUUUGAGAGAGAUACAGAACAAAACAGAAAAUACUGUUUCACUGUAAAAACACGUUGUUUCAAAGGUAAAAGUACUUAUUCAUUGUGCUAUAUUUCCUUUAAUUCUAUGAUUGAAUUAUAAAUCACGUUGUAUGUAAUUUAUGUUUAUUGUUAUCACACGGCAUAUAAGUGAAUCAUUAGGCAUGAUGUAUAUAAUGAGUUAAUCAUUAAUUAAUGACUGAAUCGUUAACUACGUGAUAUAAAAUGAUCAAAUAAUUUAUUACGUGGAUGUUUUAACCUUGUAGUAUAAGCUAAGUUAAUCAUUAAUUACGUUAUGAAAUUACAAGAAACGUUUAAACAUAAAAGACAGAAUGUCUGUCUGUCUGUUUAAACAUAAAAUGUCUACAUGAUAAUACAUAUUUUAUUUCUGUUUUUAUAUAUUUUAAAAACCGUUUGAAAUGUUUACUUUUCGUUUGAUAUUUUUGUUACGUUUUAUCGUAAGUUGUUACUUGCCUGAUUUGAAUAAAGUUUUAAAUAAACCAUA
Ruditapes philippinarum (Manila clam) is the source of this 7899-nucleotide messenger RNA. RefSeq names its product sterile alpha motif domain-containing protein 9-like. Gene Ontology annotation, cellular component: cytoplasm. Lineage: Eukaryota; Metazoa; Mollusca; Bivalvia; Venerida; Veneridae. The record is from RefSeq and is a predicted model, not a curated record. The transcript has 4 exons. Bases 327 to 5108 code for a protein of 1593 amino acids.